AUGACAAAUCCACAAGAACAAGUAAAUGAAAUAACUUUACGGAGUGGAACAGUCUUGGAAGAGGUUGAACAAAAAGAGAAGGAUGAGAACCCACUAAGUAAAGUGAAGGAAGAAUCCGAUGAAGAAAUCGAGGAAGAAGUCAUGGUUAAAGAGAAGCCAACGAGUCCCAAAGAAGAAGGACAAAAGAGGGAAAAGAUGCCAAAGCAAAGGAAGGAAAAAUUGUCAUUUCCUGAGAUACCAUUGGAGUUGGCACAUCAUACUCCUCGUAUGCCUUUUCCUCAGAGAUGCAUUGCAGCAGAUGCUGAGCUAUGCCAAGUUCCUCAAGGAAAUUCUGGCAAUAAAAGAAAGUUGGAAGAAAGGGAAAUAAUGAUGCUUACAGAGGAGUGCAGUGCCAUUUUAAAGAAGAAGCUGCCACAAAAACUCAAGGUUCCAAUAGAUCCAUCAAACAUCCAAGGGGACAUUAUUGAAGAUGUACUGGUGAAGGUGGAUAAAUUCAUUUUUCUGGUAGACUUUUUUGUGUUGGAUAUGGAAGAAGAUAAAGAGAUUCCUCUCAUCUUGGGAUGA
Pistacia vera is the source of this 564-nucleotide messenger RNA. RefSeq lists its product as uncharacterized. Lineage: Eukaryota; Viridiplantae; Streptophyta; Magnoliopsida; Sapindales; Anacardiaceae. Bases 1 to 564 code for a protein of 187 amino acids. The record is from RefSeq and is a predicted model, not a curated record. The transcript is spliced from 3 exons.